This is a messenger RNA of Betta splendens (Siamese fighting fish), 2219 nucleotides long. RefSeq names its product CBY1-interacting BAR domain-containing protein 2-like. Lineage: Eukaryota; Metazoa; Chordata; Actinopteri; Anabantiformes; Osphronemidae. The coding region runs from base 770 to 1780 and encodes 336 amino acids. The transcript has 10 exons. Gene Ontology annotation, cellular component: ciliary transition zone; ciliary basal body. Gene Ontology annotation, biological process: cilium assembly. The record is from RefSeq and is a predicted model, not a curated record.
UCACCGGCUCAUGUGUUAACACCAGAGCAACAAACCUUAUCAAUGCACCGCAGGAGGCCAAGGCGCUCACGGAGAUAACAAAUCAGAAACUGAAAAGAAAUGGAGUAACUCAGCAUUGAAAUUCACCUUCACAGACGGGUUGGAAUCGCACGCGCCAACAAGAGAAAUGCAGGUCAGUGUAAACACGUGGGAAGCAGGUCAGGAGUCAGGUAACUUCUCAGGUGACCUAUGGAGGUGCGGCAAAUUAGUUAACAGGUGAGUAAUGAAGUGGUCAAGAACAAUGAAGAUAUCACUAUAAAAUAGCCUAUACUGAACACAAACAGACUCGCUUCAUCUUUGGAAAUGUAUCUUACUCUUGAUUGAAGUAGGGCGAUUAAGUUGUCACUAAAGUCAAGAUAGACAUUUACUAAUUAUACUAAUUACUGUAUACUAUAGUAUAUACUAUAUUAGUACUAGUACUAGUACAAGUACUAAUAUAGUAUACUGUAGUAUAGUAGUAAUGGCAUUGUUGCCAUUUCCCUAUUUUUCUCAGCUUUACUGUACAUGUCAUGAGAUCUCUUGCAUGCACUAAGUAGGUUUCAGCCUUUUUAACUGUGCAGCACCCGGGCAGACUCUGCUGCCAUCAUGUGGCCAACACCACCACUCACUGCUCUUUCAAACACCACAAGGCGUCUGUUGCUGGUGUCCCCGUGGCAACGCUCUCCUGUUACCUGGUGCAGGUGGCUGAACAGCUGAGGCAAACAACAGCGCGCAGGACAGCGGAACAAACAUGAACAGCCUCUUCUCCAGGGAUCUCCAGGUGAAAACCAUUGAGCAGACUCUGAAAAAUGCUGAGAAGUACAUGGGUGAGAUCUGCUUCCUGCUGGCGUCCUACACCAGGAAGACAGCCAAGCUCAGAGACAAGGCAGACCUGCUGGUGGUGCAGCUGUUUGACCUCUCCAGCAAGGAGGACCCCGAGCUCCAGCUGGGCCUGAAGAACCUGGCGGAGGACCUGGCCAUGGUUCAGGACUACAGGCAGGCUCAGGUCGAGAGACUGGAGACGAGAGUCGUUGCUCCAUUGAAGGCUUAUGGAGACAUAGUGAAGACUAAAAGGGCCGAUCUAAAGAUAUUAAGCACUGACCUGAACCGAGAGUUGAAGGAGCUGCAGAAACUGGAGAGACUCAGACUGAGAAACCCGGCAGAUCGACAAAGCAUCUCUCAGGCAGAGGUAAAUGUCCAGAAGUCCUCCAACAACGCCCAGCGCAGCAUCAGGCAGCUGGAGGACAGCAUCACAGACUUCCAGAGACAGAAGCUGGACGACAUCAAAGCCAUUUUCUCAGACUUCAUCACAGUGGAGAUGCUCUUCCAUGCUAAGGCGCUUGAGGUCUACACGCACACUUACCACAACCUGGAGGCGAUGAACAUUCAGAAGGAUCUGGAGCUGUUCUGUAGCCGGAUCAGGACGUCUGACUCUGGGCUGGACGCAGCUCUGAGCAGACACUCGUCUCCUCUCGUCAACCGCUAUCCCAGUCCUGUUCUUGCGUCCCCUAAAAGCCAAAGCCUCAGGUCGACGCUGGUCUCCACCGCAGGGCACAAUCACAGGCUUCAGCUCAGCCAGUACCCAGUCACAACCACCAGACCACAUAGCGUCUUACAGCGCCAGAGAGGGAUGGAGAAGGAGGAAGAAGAGGAAGAGGAGGAAGAGGAAGAGAUGUAUGAGUCAGAGAGAGAGGAGAGCCAGCAAAAUGGCAGACAGUCUUAUGCUGCUCAAUAUGUCCAGAUGCGCAGAUGGCAAAAGUAGCAGCCAGAGUAGAAACACAACCAUAAGCUCUACUGCUGCAUGUUAUAGUGCUGUGACUUCAACAAUUAACAUAUAGUUGGUGUAUCUUGUGUAGUAUCUUCAUUGCAACAUUAACAUUAUACUGGGCUGUAUAAACACAAUGCACACAUAGAAAAUUAAGUUUAAUAUAGUGAUAACUUAUCUGCCCUGCACAAGUUUUAUCUUAUUAUAUUUUAUACUCUAUUGAUUUUAGCCAGUAACAUAACAGUUAAGAGGUACGACUAGAUAAGACUAACUUCUUCCUAUUACAUUCAAGCACGUUCUUUGAGCAUGUACUAUGUAAACAUUUUCUUGUAUAUGUGUGAAAUUAUGUGUGUUGGUAUAUCAAAUGUUUUUACAUGUUUGAAAGAAUAAAUAAAAAAAUAGAACAGUUCAAUACAAUACACAUCCCCUGAAGCUG